Molecule: messenger RNA, 1224 nt
Organism: Hansenula anomala
Lineage: Eukaryota; Fungi; Ascomycota; Saccharomycetes; Phaffomycetales; Wickerhamomycetaceae
Exons: 1
Coding region: 1-1224 (407 amino acids)
Source: RefSeq, a predicted model, not a curated record
AUGGUUCAAAAUAUUGACACACGAUUACACAGUAUUGCUGCUGACUCUUCAUCUCUUGAUCCUAUACUAUUUGCUAAACGCAAUUUUCCACAAAUAUUGGUGGCUAAAGAACAAGAUGAAGUCUUGUUGCAUAACAUUAUAGCUGCUGUUUCAAAAUCUUUCAAAGCAUAUAGCUUUUUUCUAAGGAAAGAAGAUGUUGAUCAAUUUUAUGAAAACUUUAAGCAGGAAACUCUCGAGCCAACCCACUUCAAAGAUUCAUUAAUUAUGCUGUUGUUGCUUUCUAUUUGUAUAAGGCUCAAGAAAUUCCAAUGUGUUCAUAUACCUUUUGAUAAAAAGGAAAAAUUAGUGGAGGAGAUCUUUCAAGAAUAUAAAGGUCGUUGUCAUCUUGAGGUACUAGAGAAAAACUACAAAUGUUUACAGAUUGGUGUUUUGGAAUUAGAGUUUAUGAUUGGUAUGGACCAAUAUCGUGAAGAUAUUUUAGUUGGUGUUCAUGAAGUUGUUGGAAUUGGUAAAUUCAUCAAAUGGAGAGAUGGUAAGACAAACCCUGAACUGGAGGCUUGUUGGCUUGAACUACAAAGAAUGGACGCCAUCAUUGCAAUAUUCUUCGAAACAAGACCGUGCAUCACAGAUCCUGUUAAUAAAGAUCUUUCGGUUUACAAAAGCGAUGAUAGACGCUGCAAAAUGGCCCCUAUCUAUAUCAAUACUAUCCAAAUUCUACAAAAGUAUAAUAAUUCUGGCUUGAAAGAUAUCAGUCAUCAAGAGAUCAAUGAUCAAAUUGAUUUGUUGUAUACAGUCCAAGACUUGUUUUUCCUUUUAGAUGCCGCGUGCUUAUAUCACAUUAAAUUACUGCUACAUUACAAUGAAAGUGACUUUGCAGGCUAUACAAAGACAUUGGAAUUGUUUCUGGUGAGAAUAUGGAAGGUUUCUUUGGCUGAUGAUUCUCAUAUAACCAGGAUCAAAUGGGGGUUGGAUUUGAUUUUCCGUACUCUGUUAAAGUUUCUUUUACAUUAUAAAGAAGUGAAUGGAGAACUUACAAUAAGUUUGUCUAUUAUUAUAUGCCUGAAUAACUUGUUCAGCUUUGGAAGUCACGAUCAAGAAGAUAUCGCACAUAAGCUAGAAAGUUAUUGCCCAAAACUCAAUUUUGAGUAUUGUUUUGAAUUGAUUACAAACUUUGAAAAAGAGAAUCCUCAUUUGUUCCCUGAGUGUAAGACAAUGGAGCUUUAG